This is a messenger RNA of Exophiala xenobiotica, 1931 nucleotides long. RefSeq lists its product as uncharacterized. Bases 180 to 1904 code for a protein of 574 amino acids. The record is from RefSeq and is a predicted model, not a curated record. The transcript is spliced from 3 exons. NCBI's taxonomy places the organism in Eukaryota, Fungi, Ascomycota, Eurotiomycetes, Chaetothyriales, Herpotrichiellaceae.
CCCGUCCGCCGCCUUGAAAAGCGUUUUCGUCAGCUGUUUUCGCAGUGUCACCUCACAGAGCAUGGCACCUUUUCUAUUAAGAGGUCGUUUAGGAGUUCCCCUUGGGUCUUCCCAAAGAGAACUUUUCUUUUGAAGGCACUCGUUGCGUGACCGACGACUGCGAGUUUGUAAGUGUGGCCAUGCGAUCUUCGCCCCGGGCUAUUGCAGCCGCGCUCGUGGCAUCGUGCCUUUUGCCGUGCGCGCAAACACAAGGCCUGGCACCUACAAACACCAAUGGGACGGGCCCUCUUUCCCAAUUCAAAUCCAGACCUGAUAUCUACGCGCCUUUUCUGAAUAUUUCUUUGUACGACGAGAAUGCUGUAACUCCAGGCUACAUUUUCAUGGGACCAUAUCAAACGUUUCAAGAGGCGGUCCACAUUUAUGAUAACAGAGGGAACCUGGUCUGGAGCGGCUUUGGCGAAACAGGCGGAGGUCCAUCACACAAUUUCCACGUCUGCUCAAUCAAUGGCACCAAUAAUUUAUGCUUUAUCACAGCGGCGCAGAAUGUUGGGUACGGUCGAGGCUACGCUGUGGUCUUGGACGACACUUUGACCACGCAGACAUCCAUCCGCUCACAAAGCGGCUUGGCUAAUUUCGACGAGCACGAAUUCAACGUACUGGACGAUGGCAAGUCUUCCAUUUUUACCCUGUACAAUCCUGAACAUUACGACUUGUCCACCUACAACGUGUCCGGCCAGGGAUGGCUGAUGAAUUGCUACUUUCAGCAUCUUGAGUUUGGAACCAACAGACUAAUUUUCGAGUGGUCCGCCAUCGACCAUGUCUCAAUCAGCGAGACCUUCGUUAAGCCCGCUUCAACCGAGGUAUCUGGUAAUGGCUUGACGCCGACAAGUGCAUGGGAUUAUUUCCACAUCAACAGCGUCGAUCGCAACACGGACGGAGAUUACCUCGUCUCUGCACGCCAUACCUGUACCCUUUACAAAGUGUCUGGACAAGAUGGCCACAUCAUAUGGCGGUUAGGCGGUAGCAUGUCUGACUUUACCUUUCCACCUGGUCUGAAUUUCAGCUUUCAGCAUGAUGCCAGGUUUCGCGAAGAGAACCAGACUACCACCAUCAUCUCGUUAUUCGACAAUGCCUCAAACGGCUACAAUCAAACAUCUGCCUAUUCGUCAGGUAUGAUACUGAAGUUGGACCACACAAAGAACUCCGUAUCUCUUCUCCAGCAGUUUGUAGCACCUUUCAAGUUCAUCUCUGCUUCUCAAGGCAAUGUACAGUUGUUGGGCCAGGAAUGGCGGACUUCAAAUGCGUUCUUGGGCUGGGGUUCCAACGCUUACAUAUCAGAGUACACACCGGACGGAAGGAUGGUCCAGCAAGGCCACUUCGCGACAACCGGGUCGAUGAACUAUCGCGCUUUCAAGCACAAUUUUACAUCCAAUCCAACAGACGCUCCUGCCCUGUAUACGUACGCACACAAUGACAGCGCACCAACGUCGUACUGGAUGAGUUGGAAUGGAGCGACGAAAGUAGCUCGAUGGCGGAUUUAUUCUGGCCCCUCUCGCGAUGGCCCAUGGAGCAUCAUCGACACUGUCAAGAAGACGGGAUUCGAGACGAGGUUUACGGCACCGAAGUAUCACCCCUGGAGUAUCGUGGAGAGCAUUGAUACCGAGGGUAAUCCGUUGAAGAACAGCACACGAGCGAUCGGCACUUUUGUGCCCGGCCCAGAGCUUGCUGCCAAAUGCGACAGUUCUCAAUGUCAGACCGCUGUGAGCUCAUCUGCUCCUAGUCCGACACAAAGCUCCUCGUCCGCCUCCAGUUCCAGUGCUGCCACUGUCAAUCAGAAGCGGGAUGGCAUGACCGGAGAGCUGGGCGUGGCGGCUUUGCUGGGGAUGGGUUGGUUGAUGGCUUAGCUAAGAAUCCCCAUCAUGUAAUGAGAU